AUGAAUAAAGGUGACUACGUUAUUUUUCCUCAGCCUUGUUACGUUUGCAACAGCACCGGCCACAACUGCCGCGCUCUUCCUCGCCAGCAAAUCAAGAUCGAAGAGGAACUAGACCUGACUACAGAGGUUAAUGACAACGCCCUAAACGACGGAACAGAUAUAACUGCCCCAGAAGAAGAGUAUGAAGAACCAAAGGGAGUAGAAGAUACCGAUUUCGUUCUGUACGUAAGUGCAGUGGAGACUGAAAGGUGUAGACGCGGCUUGACUGUGGCUUAUGCAUCGCACUGUCAGCAGGAGUCGGCUUUGGACAGACCUGUAGCGGGCCAUGCGAACUUCUGUCCUGGCGAGCUGUCCACCAACUACAGGGACUUACCUUCCGUGCUGUCGACUGUGAAACAUGAGAUGCUGCACGCUCUUGGCUUUAGUGUUUCGCUAUUUGGGUUCUAUCGGGACGAUAAUGGAGAACCGCUGACCGAAAGGCGAACCGAUACCGGGGACCCGCCAUUGGAUGAAGAAUUACAGAUCCACAAGUGGUCGUCUCGAGUUGUCAAAAACAUCACUCGCAAGAACUGGAUGAUCAGGGGAGGGUAUAUGGAGCGGACCUUCCAUAUGAUCGUCACACCUCGGGUCGUUAAAGAGGUCCGGGAGCACUUCAACUGCUCGAAGCUAGAGGGCGCUGAGUUGGAAGACCAAGGAGGUGAUGGAACUGCCCUCACGCAUUGGGAGAAGAGGGUUUUCGAGAACGAGGCUAUGACAGGGACGCACACUCAAAACUCAGUGUUCAGUCGGAUCACCUUCGCAAUGAUGGAGGACACGGGCUGGUAUCGCGCGGACUAUUCCCACGCUGCCCCUUUGUAUUGGGGGAAGAACUUGGGCUGUAGAUUCGCGAUGGCCUCCUGCAAACAAUGGCUGAACACUCAAAGGUUGAGACGUAAGAACCCAGCUCCUUUCUGCGAGCGGGUAAAGGGUGAUCCAUUGAGGACAGAAUGCUCAGCUAGGAGGACAGCGGUGGUACUCUGCAAUCUGGUGCGACAUGAUAACAUCUUACCGAGGGCCUAUCAGCACUUCGACAUUCUUCCCAACGUGCCUCCAGGCGAAGAGGCCUACUACGGUGGCUCAGUUUCCCUUGCAGACUACUGCCCAUAUCUGCAGGAGUUCACGUGGAAACACAAAAGUGUACUUAUCAGGGGAAGUAGGUGUUCAUACGAGGAGAAUACGCCAAAGACUGAUGUAAACUUCGCCCUGGAGAACUACGGCUCGCACUCGAAGUGUUUCGACCAUAGCGACAGAGUUUGGGAGCAGAAGUCUUGCCGACAGAUAAGGGAAUGGCAACAUUGGGGCUCCGGUUGUUACAAAUACAAAUGUCAAAGCGGGCGACUUCAUAUUGUGGUGGGCAACUACUCAUACACGUGCUAUUACGCGGGACAAGUCCUGCAAGUUAGAAUAAUGCAACGUGGCUGGCUGCAUCGAGGUGGAGUUGUUUGUCCGCCGUGUAGAGAACUUUGCGGCGACGAGUUUUCUUCCCGUGGCGAAUAUUGUAAAGGCGGCGAAGAAGCUCCUCCACCGAAUCUAUAUCCCAACGACGUGCUAGUCUGUCGAGCUCCCGCGCUCUCUCCUGCCGCCGUAUUGUUGACGGCGGCCAUUUUGUUCAUAUAUGACGUCAUAUUUUGA
Molecule: messenger RNA, 1671 nt
Organism: Parnassius apollo (apollo)
Lineage: Eukaryota; Metazoa; Arthropoda; Insecta; Lepidoptera; Papilionidae
Source: the annotation of a GenBank genome assembly